GGCCGGGCUGAGCAGAGCGGGCGCCCGCAGGUGCUGAUGCGGUGCUGGCAGCCGGUGCGGGACGGGCCGCUGCUAUGGGACGCCUCCCGCUCGGAGCCCUGGGCCACCUGGGUGCUGCUGGCCUGCUUCAUCCUGCACUUCGUGGCCUGGCUCAUCAUCUUCAGCAUCAUCCUCAUUUUCGACUACGCCGAGCUCAUGGGGGUCAAGCAGGUCUAUUAUCACUGCCUGGGCAUGGGUGACCCCCUGGCUUUGAAGUCGGUGCGUGCCGUGCGGCUCUACUCCCACCUGCGCCACCCCGUGUACCUGGAGUUUCUCCUCAUCCUGUGGGCCGUGCCCUGCCUCUCCCUGGACCGCCUCCUGCUGGCCACCCUCUUCACCGCCUACAUGACCUGUGGGCACAGCCUGGACCAACAGGACUACCUCUACCUCCGCGCCCAGCUUGAUAAGAAGUUCCAGGUCUUCUCCCGUGAGGAAGCUGCCUAUGGGGACCUGCUGGCCCGCAACGGCCCUGUCGUGAGCAAGGAGAGCUGAGUGGGAGCAGGCCCCAGCUGGAUGGCUUUUACCUAGGGGGAGGUCUGGCGCAGUGGUGCCCUUCCCCACCCCCCCCACCUUGCCAAGCACUGAUGCCCUUAGCUCUGCACUUAGUACUGUAGUGUUAGGAUCUCUCCUGAGUCCCUAGAAGUCACAGCUGCCUGCAAAAGCAACCUUGGAGUCUAGGCUCCCUUCCCCAUGCUGUGACCCACUGGAUCACUCUUCCUUCCCAGAGCUGCAGUAGAACCCAUGAGUCCGGGCUCCCAGCCCACUUGCCCAGCUCCACUUUCUAGGUACCAUUGCCCUCACAGAGCUGGGUAGAGUUUGGUCUCUCUCCUCCCUCCCCCAUUGUAACACUCUUCUUUCAUAGGGUCCUUAAGUUCAAUUCCUGGCUCUGAGAGGGGAGUAAAGUCUGGGUUACAGUGGGGAGGUCCAGAGUCAGGAUUCCUGCCUUCUAUUUUGAGCCCUGGGUUUAAUAGUUUCAGAGGCAUUUGAAGUCAGGACUCCUGGGCUCUUCCCUACUGCCUUCCCCAUAGUGAUGGACAUGUUGCCAAUCUGUGCUGCAAAAGAGUCUUGAAAAAUGGUUUCUAAAAAUGAAAGUAGGGUACUGUUUCUUCUGUAUUUAGGUACAAGGCAAAAAAAUGGCUCGAGUGAUAUGAAGAUGAGCUGGAAAGGAGGGAUGAUUAAUAGGAAGGGAAGUCCAUCCCUUUCUGGGGCCUUGGCUCUGACCUCCCACACUUCAGUGGCCAGUGGAUGCAAUGAAGGUGUGGGGAGAGCAGGGGAGUCAAGACAUGGGGAUCAGGACAUAGGGCCUCUUCCCUGCAGUGAGUGCCAGGCUCCUAUUAAAAGUUAGCUAGGAACUGUGCCGCAAAAUCCAAAGCCUGCUGAUGUUCAGGUCUCCUAUUCUAGCUUAAUGCAAGUGUUCUAGCUUAAUGCUUAAUUCAUUAUGGGGAUUGGGACAUUUUGGGUCCACCAGAAUCCCUGGGCCCCGUCUUGGAGAGGAAUGGUGUCCGAUGGGUUAGAGCAGAGGGGCUGAGCAUCAGGACCCCUGAGUUCCAUCCCCAGCACUCAGGAAGGGGGUCCUGUGGGUAGAGCAGAGGCUGAGCUGGGAUUCAGGAUACCUGGGUCCUAUUUCUGACUCAGGAAAGCAACCCCAACCUUAAUCGAUGCCUUAAUGAAGAACCUCUAUUUUUAACGCUGCCUUUUUGUGCAUGUGGGGGGUUUUUUGGUUCUUUUGUUUUGUUUUGUUUUGUUUUGUUUUGAACCUGAAGCUGAUAAAGUAUUUUUGUAUCUUGGGUUUUUGAGUGAUCUGGGAAAAGGCUAGUUUAAAACAAACAAACAAAUAAAUAACUAAAGAGAA
Molecule: messenger RNA, 1891 nt
Organism: Alligator sinensis (Chinese alligator)
Lineage: Eukaryota; Metazoa; Chordata; Crocodylia; Alligatoridae
Gene: NRM
Product: nurim
Exons: 2
Cellular component (GO): nuclear membrane
Source: RefSeq, a predicted model, not a curated record